Messenger RNA from Sphaerulina musiva SO2202, 5985 nucleotides. Its product is annotated as acetyl-CoA synthetase-like protein. Lineage: Eukaryota; Fungi; Ascomycota; Dothideomycetes; Mycosphaerellales; Mycosphaerellaceae. The record is from RefSeq and is a predicted model, not a curated record. The coding region runs from base 249 to 5813 and encodes 1854 amino acids. The transcript has 2 exons. Gene Ontology annotation, cellular component: cytosol.
GAACUCUCCAUCACGCUCGCUCACUCGCUCGCUCUCCGCGCCGCCGAUCCGCCCGCCCAAAGAGACCCGACUCGCUUGUACGACGGGGAAGUGAAUGGCUGUGUAGCCGCCGCUGCUCUUCACAGAACUGGCUGGGACGAAAACAACCACGACUACGAACACGACUACGACCACGACCACGACGGGGAGUGAACGCGGCUGCGGCAGUCGUGAUAUCGCGUGGUAUAGUGGUGGUAUGAAGAUCCAUCAUGGCCGAGCAGCACAAUCCGCAGUUGCAAGCGCAGUUGCGCCAGCUCGAUAAUGAGUUGGAAGAAGGGGACAUUACGCAAAAGGGCUACGAAAAGCGGCGGACCAUGAUUCUCAGCCAAUAUCUCUCGCCCGCGCAGAUGCAGGGCAUGUCCAGCGAUCGCACGAUGAGCAUGGCAUCAGGCUACGGAGAUGGUGCGACGCACAACAGGCAGACGAGUUAUGGGAGCAUACAGCCUUCCAUCUAUACCCAGGACUAUAGUACCUACGGCCAGGAUAAUAUGGCGUCUGGCCCGGUGCAGCGAUUCCAGGAACAGCAGCUUGGUAUGCCUCCCCGCUCGGGGCAACGGCAGCCUUCUGGUGGCCAUGGAGGCAGUCUUGGGCUCGCACCUGGCAGUCGUCCCGAGAGUACUGGAAGUCGGUACAGUAUGGGGUCGACCUCGGGAACCAUGGUCAACUCGGAUUAUGCCUUCAAUCCAAAUGACUCCAACAACAACGCACAGCAGCAGCAGCCGUGGUCGCCGGACUCUGGCAGCCGCCUGAGCACCAUGUUGGACUCGCAGCAAGGCUACUUUAGUGAUUUCAACAGCAACCAGAUGCAGAACGAUGACCAGAGGAUGAGCUAUGGCGGGCCACAGCGUUAUAGCAUGGGCGAAGCAUUCUCCCCUACAGCACUGAUACCGCCACCCUUGAUGGGUGACGAAUUGCCAACAGCGCACAUUCACCAGCUGCCACUCGAGCCAAGAGAUGUACCUUUCGCCGUUUAUGACCCCCAUAAUAGUAGUAUUCCAAUGUCCAAGUGGGAUAAUCUUGGAGUAGUGUUGAGACAUAGAGGGAAGAUGCAGGCACGGCAACCCGCAUACUGGGUGCUGGAUUCGAAAGGCAAGGAAACAGCAUCUAUCACGUGGGACAAAGUUGCUUCGAGGGCAGAGAAGGUUGCACAAGUCAUAAGAGACAAGUCCAACCUGUAUCGGGGGGACAGAGUGGCCUUGGUCUAUCGAGACACGGAAGUGAUUGAGUUUGCGAUUGCAUUACUGGGCUGCUUCAUCGCAGGUGUUGUUGCGGUACCGAUCAACAACGUCAACGACUAUCAGAAGCUGUCACUGCUACUGACCACAACGCAAGCGCAUCUUGCACUGACGACAGAUAACAAUUUGAAAGCUUUUGCUAGAGACAUCUCAAAUCAAAGAUUGAAAUGGCCCACUGGCGUGGAGUGGUGGAAGACCAAUGAGUUUGGCUCCUAUCACCCGAAGAAGAAAGAUGGAGAUACGCCUCUGCAAGUGCCGGACUUGGCCUACAUCGAGUUCUCGAGAGCGCCUACUGGAGAUCUGCGUGGUGUGGUGCUCUCGCACCGCACCAUCAUGCAUCAAAUGGCUUGCCUAUCUGCGAUCCUGUCGACAAUACCUGCCACGCAAAACACUGAUACAUUUUCGUCCCAUCUCAAAGCGUCAGAUGGCACGUUUGUUGUGCCCCGUUCCGGAAAGCACGAGACGAUCAUGUCGUAUCUCGAUCCGCGAGAAAGCUGUGGGUUGAUUCUGGGGGUGCUGCUAGGCGUCUACGGUGGACACACGACGGUCUGGUUCGAAAGCAAGACUGUCGAUACACCUGGACUGUAUGCGCAUCUCAUCUCGAAAUACCGCGCGACUGUCAUGGUAGCCGACUACCCAGGAUUGAAACGUGCGGCCUAUAAUUAUCAGCAAGAUCCAAUGGCGACGCGGAAUUUCAAGAAGAACAUGGAGCCCAAUUUCGCGAGCGUCAAGAUUUGUUUGAUUGACAGUUUGACCGUCGAUACAGAGUUCCACGAAAUUCUGGCUGAUCGAUGGCUGAAGCCUAUGCGCAAUCCGCGUGCAAGAGAAUUGGUGGCACCCAUGCUUGCCUUGCCAGAACAUGGCGGUAUGAUUAUCUCGGUCCGAGACUGGCUGGGCGGCGAAGAGCGGAUGGGCUGUCCCCUGACCAUCCAACAAGACGAAGAAGUUGAUAGCGAUCAAGAACCUGGUAGCCCCGAAACCGCAAAUGGCUACACGAGUCUGCUCGAUGGCAGUACUGCGAGCAAGAAGAAGUCGCAGACAACAAGCCGCACGGAACUCAGUGAGGUACUUCUGGACAAGGAGAGUCUCAAAACCAAUGAAGUUGUUAUCAUUGCGCUGGGAGAAGAGGCACGAAAACGGGUGAAUGAGCCCGGUACUAUUCGAGCUGGUGCAUUUGGUUAUCCCAUUCCUGAUGCGACUCUUGCUGUGGUCGACCCCGAGACAAAUUUGCUAUGUGCACCUUAUAUGGUAGGCGAGAUAUGGGUUGAUUCGCCCUCGCUCUCGGGUGGAUUCUGGGCACUGCCCAAACACACCGAGACCAUCUUCCAUGCGAGACCAUAUCGAUUCGUGGAAGGCAGCCCGACGCCCGUGUUAGUGGAGCCUGAGUUUCUCAGGACGGGUCUACUGGGCUGCAUCAUCGAGGGCAAGGUAUUUGUACUAGGACUCUACGAGGACCGCAUACGACAGAGAGUAGAGUGGGUCGAGCACGGUGCGAAUGAGGUCGAGCAUCGCUACUUCUUUGUACAACAUCUUGUGGCCAGCAUCAUGAAGACAGUGCCGAAGAUUUACGACUGUUCUGCCUUUGACGCGCAUGUCAACGGAGAGUAUCUUCCAAUCAUCCUCAUUGAGACGCAAGCUGCAAGUACAGCUCCAACGACGACUGGUGGGCCUCCGCGACAACUCGAUAUCCCCUUCCUAGACUCCCUCAGUGAGCGCGUCAUGGAGGUUUUGUACCAGGAGCACCAUCUGCGUGUAUACUGCGUAAUGAUGACAGCACCAAGCACUCUGCCGCGAGUCAUUAAGAAUGGGCGAAGAGAUAUUGGUAACAUGCUCUGCAGGAAGGAGUUUGACAAUGGAAAUCUCCCCUGUGUACAUGUGAAGUUUGGUGUCGAACGUGCUGUGCAAAACCUGCCGCUCGGCGACGAUCCUGGUGGCGGGAUAUGGUCCCCCAUGGCUAGUCAAGCGCGACAGGAUAUGCUGGCCAUGCACUCUGACAAGCAAUAUUCGGGAGUCGAUCACCGAGAAGUAGUCAUAGAUGACCGGACGAGCACGCCGCUCAAUCAAUUCAGCAACAUCCACGAUCUCAUGCAAUGGAGGGUUUCUCGGCAAUCCGAGGAGCUAUCCUAUUGCACUAUCGAUGGCAGGGGGAGAGAAGGCAAAGGUGUGAAUUGGAAAAAGUUUGAUCUCAAGGUCGCAGCUGUGGCGCUGUAUCUGAAGAACAAGGUCAAAAUUCAGCCCGGCGAUCACCUCUUGCUCAUGUAUACGCACUCCGAGGAUUUUGUGUAUGCGGUGCAUGCUUGUCUGUGUUUGGGUGCCGUCGCUGUGCCUAUGGCGCCAAUUGACAGCAACAGACUGAGUGAGGAUGCUCCGGCGUUGCUGCACAUGAUUGCGGAUUUCAGGAUACGAGCCAUUCUCACUAACAACGAUGUCGAAAGUGUUCUCAAGCAAAAGACCGUGUCGCAACACCUGAAGCAGUCAGCACUCAUCCUGAAGGUGAAUCUGCCUCCAUCCUACAACACGUCUAAGCCACCGAAGCAGUCGCAUGGAUGCAGAGAGCAAGGUCUGACGAUACGUCCGGCAUGGAUCGCACCUGGAUAUCCUGCUGUGAUAUGGACGUACUGGACGCCCGACCAACGCCGUAUUGCGGUGCAGCUCGGGCACAACACACUUAUGGCGCUCUGCAAGGUGCAGAAGGAGACGUGUCAGAUGACCUCUUCACGGCCUGUGCUUGCAUGUGUCCGGAGCACGAUGGGUAUCGGGUUCCUCCACACGUGCAUGAUGGGAAUCUUCCUGGCGACACCUACAUACCUGGUCUCGCCUGUCGACUUUGCUGGUAAUCCUAACAUUCUCAUGCAAACACUUGCGAGGUACAAGAUCAAGGAUACGUAUGCCACCGCGCAAAUGCUGGAGCAUGCCAUCGCUCAUGGUGCCGGGAAGGGCAUGAAUCUCAUGGAGCUCAAAAACCUGAUGAUAGCUACCGAGCAGCGCCCCAAGACAGACGUCUAUUCGCGGGUUCGACAAGCUUUCGCUCCCGCUGCACUCGACAAAACGGCCAUCAAUACCAUCUACAGCCACGUCCUCAACCCCAUGGUCGCGAGCAGGAGCUACAUGUGCAUCGAACCUAUUGAGUUAUACCUGGAGCCGACUAGUCUGCGGAGAGGAUUGAUUGUGCCUGUGGAUCCCGAUCAGGAACCUUUUGCACUCCUGGUGCAAGAUUCCGGCAUGGUUCCUGUGAGCACUCAAAUUAGCAUCGUGAAUCCCGAGACGAACCGGCUAUGUCUGGUCGGUGAGUAUGGCGAGAUCUGGGUGCAGUCCGAGGCGAACGCGCAUUCCUUCUACGGUAGCAAGGACGCUUUCGACGCGGAGCGGUUCAAUGGCCAUACUGUGGAUGGUGACCCCGGCGUGCGAUACGUCCGAACUGGUGAUCUGGGCUUCCUGCACAGUGUGAGCAGACCGAUUGGACCUGGUGGCAACAUGGUCGAGAUGCAGGUAUUGUUUGUACUGGGCUCUAUUGGCGAGACUUUCGAGGUCAACGGACUGCAGCAUUUCCCGAUGGAUGUCGAGGGCAGUGUGGAGAGAUGCCAUCGUGCGAUUGUGCGUGGAGGAUGCGCCAUCUUUCAAGCUGGCUCUCUUUUGGUGCUCAUUGCCGAAGUCAGGACGAGAGCCUUCCUCGCAUCGCUGGUUCCCAUCAUUGUCAACACUGUGCUCAACGAGCAUCAGCUGGUGCUUGACAUUGUCGCAUUCGUGGCGAUGGGCGACUUUCCGCGAUCACGACUGGGCGAAAAGCAACGUGGCAAGAUCCUGGCCAGCUGGGUGAGCCGCAAGAUGCGCACGAUUGCACAAUUCAGCAUCCGCGAUCCCGAUGCCGAAGGGAGCAUCGGCACGGUGGUGCCCGAAGACCACUUUGCUCGUCGCGGGAGUACACAGAGUGGCAACGCGCUCGGCGCAGCCAGUCUGCAUCCGGGCGGGAGCUCACUGCGCAACGUACAGAGCGUGAUUAACAUGACGGAGCCGAUUGCCGAGCAGGAUGGACACUUGACGGUGCAAACGCAGGCACGAUCGUUGUCGAUGACAGACGUGAACACGACGGCGUACGAAGGAAUGAACGACGAGACGCCCACGAUGGAACAUCAGCAGCAACCGCUGAAUCUGAACACCACACUCGACUACUCGCCCGUGGGUCCGUACACGGCAGCAUCCGAGUUGCCGGAGCACGGCCGAUACGACGGGAGGGGGGGUGGUUAUGAUGAUUCGCAGUAUGCACGUGGUGGUGAGACGGAGUGGCAGACAUCGGCGACGUAUCAACCGGGCGACGGCGGCUAUCCGGAAUGGCCGUCGUCGGAUCACCACGCCCACACGAAUUACGACGACCACGACCACGACCACAACGCGGCAGAGGACGACAGUCCGGUGGAGAUGCCGAAGCCACUGGGGACGCUCCGGGUGGCGAAUGGUGGAGGAGGAACGAGUUCGCCUCUGAGUGAAGAGGGUUCAGACUGGGGCAAGGAAGCGCUAAAGGAUUUGAAUCUUGGAAAGUGAAUCAGUGAUGUUGUUGUUGUUGUUGAUGAUGAUGAUGAUGCGCUCAGCGGUUUGGUUUUGGUGUUGUGUAGCGUAGCCUUUUUUUGCCUGCCUGCCUACAUGUAUCCACGUCGAUUGUGACGUCUAGCAUUUGUGACGUCUCGUCUCUCAGGUAGCAUUUCUCGGCGUCUUG